UUAUCUGCACCAAUACCCAAGACAACAGGAAUGGCUGUCUCAGUUCUCCGCCUGAUGGUUGUCCUGGGACUGAGUGCCCUAAUCCUGACAUGCCAGGCAGAUGACAACCCACAUGAAAAUGACAACCCAGACAGCAAGCCCGAUGACUCUAGUAAAAAUCCAGAACCAGGCUUCCCCAAAUUCUUAAGCAUCCUGGGUUCAGAAAUCAUUGAAAAUGCAGUGGACUUCAUCCUUCGCUCCAUGUCCAGGGGAUCAAGUUUUAUGGAAGUUGAAGACGAUCCUGGACAGCAACCUUCAAAAGUGUCCUCCUAAGGGCACACCCGUUUGGCAACCAUGCAGAUCAAGGACAGCCAGAUCCUGAACAUCCAGUUCUGUUUCACAAGUUGUGCAGAUCCAAAGACCUCAAGGCAGCUCCCAGCAAGUCACUGGGAAUUGAGCCCCAGUUUCAGUCAACUAUAAUUCAAUCGAGCUCUUUGACUUUGCAUUCCUCUUUCUGCAAAGUCAGAAAAUAAGUAUCCUCUUAGAGUUUUAGGAUUACACACCUGGCUUCAUAGAUAUUUUUGUGUUUCCUAGGAAUUUUCCAUGCUGUAUUUCAUUUUCUAAUGAGGGAAAAAUGAGAUUAUAUAUGACAUAUGCUUAUGUGCAAAAGCUAGGUCAAGGUUUCUUCAUGUAUGCAAUACAUACAUAUUAACAGACUCUAAAAGAUAAAAUAACAUAUUUAUAAUAAAAA
Molecule: messenger RNA, 730 nt
Organism: Mus pahari (shrew mouse)
Lineage: Eukaryota; Metazoa; Chordata; Mammalia; Rodentia; Muridae
Gene: C15H5orf46
Product: chromosome 15 C5orf46 homolog
Exons: 4
Coding region: 31-312 (93 amino acids)
Source: RefSeq, a predicted model, not a curated record